AUGUCAAACGAUAACGAUUUAAACAUUGACAACCUGAUCACCCGGCUCCUCGAAGGUAUUUCCAAUUCUUUUUCGCAUUCCAAAGCAAACGAGAGACUUUUACAGUUCGCGGAUGCCGUCCCGGAAAGCCAGUCACCAUGUCGGAGGCCGAGAUCCGCGCUCUCUGCCACAAGUCUCGCGAAAUCUUCCUGUCGCAGCCGAUCCUGUUGGAGCUCGAGGCGCCGCUCAAGAUAUGCGGUUAGUUCUUUGGUUCGAGCCUUUUUUUGCGCUUGAACAGCUGACGAAACGCAGCUGCUCUACAGACUUUAAAGGGAUUACAUUUCAAAGUUGUCGGAAGGGGUAGUUGAAUCUGAUCGAAAAGCAUUUUUCUUGUGCUGACUCACCAAUAAAAUGUUUUAAGAAGUGCGAUCAUUUUCUGCGAAAGUCACUAGGGAAAAAAAAGUCAAAUAAUUCUCCCAACUUUCAGGAGAUAUUCACGGACAGUACAACGAUCUUCUCCGUCUGUUUGAGUACGGAGGAUUCCCGCCAGAGGCCAACUACCUGUUCCUCGGUGACUACGUCGAUCGUGGAAAGCAGAGUCUCGAGACCAUUUGCCUGCUUUUGGCGUACAAAGUGAAAUAUCCGGAGAACUUCUUCUUGCUCCGUGGAAACCACGAAUGCGCUUCCAUCAACCGUAUCUACGGAUUCUACGAUGAAUGUGAGUAUUUUUGGAGAAUUUUGAGAAUUUCAAAAUUUUCAAUUUCAGGCAAGAGACGUUUUUCGAUCAAGCUGUGGAAGACGUUUACCGAUUGCUUCAAUUGUCUUCCGAUCGCGGCUCUCAUCGAUGAGAAGAUCUUCUGUUGCCACGGAGGUCUCUCUCCGGAUCUUCAAAAUAUGGAGCAGAUUCGUCGUGUGAUGCGACCGACCGAUGUGCCGGAUACUGGUCUUCUGUGCGACCUGCUCUGGUCGGAUCCGGAUAAGGACGUGACUGGAUGGGGAGAGAAUGACCGUGGAGUCUCCUUCACCUUUGGACCGGACGUCGUCGCCAAAUUCCUGAAUCGACACGACCUGGAUCUUAUAUGCCGUGCUCACCAGGUCGUUGAGGAUGGCUACGAAUUCUUCGCAAAACGACAGCUCGUCACGCUGUUCUCGGCGCCAAACUACUGUGGAGAGUUCGACAAUGCGGGAGGAAUGAUGUCUGUUGAUGAGACGCUAAUGUGCAGCUUCCAGGUAAGCAAUGGACCCCUUUUUCUGAAUAAUGUGGCCGGAAGGAGAGUUUGAUCUUGCACAAAUAGAAAGCAAUCGGAAAAAUGGAUGAGAAAUUGAGUUGUGGCAACUAAAUUAGGGGUCAUGCACCCUGCGUGAAGAGAGCGUCCCUAUUGGGACUCCUCGUGCGUGAGUGAUUCUUUGAAGCCCCCUGUGGGUCCUCCACUCUAGCACAAAAUUGUUGACAAUGCGAAUUGCGUAGUGUUCCUUCUCGAGAAGAACAACAAACUCGAGUGGAUUUGCCCCUCGUUUACCUGUUGCGUCAAAAAAGUUUCGCAAGGCACUGAACCUUCAGAAAUCACGGAUGAUUCUAAUGAACGGAUCAAUGAUGAAUCCGAUCAUGCGGAGCAGGUUUCUUUAUCAAACACAGGGUACAAUUAGUGGGGCGCGAGCAAACAGAUUGGGGUGGCUGGCAGUGGUAAACUGGCAACCACUCGGCGGUGCGAAACUAAUAAGCAUCGGAGGGCGACGGUCGAGGGUUAUCUAAGGAAGAGUUGAGUGCUCGUGACGUACGACAACAGCCUCUUUUCUCAAUGAUCUCUCGAAUCAUUUCGAUCAUUUGCAGAUUCUGAAACCAUCGGAGAAGAAGGCCAAGUAUCAAUACCAGGGAAUGAACAGUGGACGGCCGGCAGUGGGCGGAGGACGACCUGGAACGACUGGUGGAAAGAAGUAA
Molecule: messenger RNA, 1918 nt
Organism: Caenorhabditis sp. 36 PRJEB53466
Lineage: Eukaryota; Metazoa; Nematoda; Chromadorea; Rhabditida; Rhabditidae
Source: the annotation of a GenBank genome assembly